AUGGCGGAGACGAAUGCCCUCAUCCGAGCAUGGCAAGGACCGUCGAUUGCUGGAGGUCAGCUGCUGCCGACGUGCGCGCCUCAACAGGUCUGCACCACCGUGUACACACGCCUGCGCCACGCCACCCUGCAGUGCGUGUGUCCGCCAGUCUACGGGGCGCCCUGCAGCUCGAGGCUGCUCAGCAGCGACCAGCACAGCAUCGCGCUGGUCACCGACCCGUCAGCGUCGGCGCUGACGACAGUGAAGACUUGCGAGAGGAGUCGGGACAUCGCGUCGUGCGUCGGCGGCGACUGGGCCCUCCUGGCCGUGCAGAACGCGCGCACCGGCCGCUCCCACUUUCUGGUGGUGUGCCGCUGCCCGGCCGACGGCUGGCUCGAGGGGCCGCUGCAGCACAAGCAGCCGUACCACGCCCACGUGCCGGCCAUCCGGGUGUACGGCAUGGUGUGCAGGCGACACGGCCGGCGCGCCCGCCGUCACAGCAGCCGGCGCAGAGUGCAUAGCGCGCGUUCGUCCGAUGAGAACGGCGCAGCCAUCUUUCAGCUGCAGUGA
Messenger RNA from Pollicipes pollicipes, 549 nucleotides. RefSeq lists its product as uncharacterized. The coding region runs from base 1 to 549 and encodes 182 amino acids. The transcript has 6 exons. The record is from RefSeq and is a predicted model, not a curated record. Lineage: Eukaryota; Metazoa; Arthropoda; Thecostraca; Pollicipedomorpha; Pollicipedidae.